This is a messenger RNA of Acanthamoeba castellanii str. Neff, 483 nucleotides long. RefSeq lists its product as uncharacterized. The transcript has a single exon. The record is from RefSeq and is a predicted model, not a curated record. The coding region runs from base 1 to 483 and encodes 160 amino acids. Lineage: Eukaryota; Discosea; Longamoebia; Acanthamoebidae.
AUGAACCGCCAAAAGAGCGAAAGCGACGGGGGAUUGACCACCACCAAAGAGCGAAAGCGAAGCGAGGAGCAGUCGGGCGGCGGCGGUGGCGACAAGACGCCGAGGGAACGGCGCCAGGCAAGCCAUCGGCAGCAGCACAGCGAGUGCGAGAGCGCGGUGGAGGAGAGCGAAGCGGAGGAGGACUGCACCAAAGCGCUGCGAAGCGGAAGCGACAUCGAGUCAGCGGAGGAGAUCAACCUCGGGGUGGAGGAGUGGGAGCGACAGCAGGAGGACGAGGAGGGAGAGCUGUGGGAAGAUGCGGCGGGCGAGAAGGACCAGCAGCAGCAGAAGAAGAAGGUCAAGCUGGCGCGGCUGAUGAAGAUCAAGCCCAAGAUCAUGAGCGGACGAAGGAAGAGCAAGAGGGAGGAAAGAGAGAAGGAGAAAGAGGAAUCAAAGAAGGUGAACGCGAAGAACACCGUUUUACUUCACUCUUCGCCCGUGUAG